This is a messenger RNA of Conger conger (European conger), 2543 nucleotides long. RefSeq names its product zinc finger protein 391-like. Bases 116 to 1999 code for a protein of 627 amino acids. The transcript is spliced from 2 exons. Gene Ontology annotation, biological process: regulation of transcription by RNA polymerase II. Gene Ontology annotation, molecular function: DNA-binding transcription factor activity; RNA polymerase II cis-regulatory region sequence-specific DNA binding. Lineage: Eukaryota; Metazoa; Chordata; Actinopteri; Anguilliformes; Congridae. The record is from RefSeq and is a predicted model, not a curated record.
UUGGGCUUUGUUCUGUCGAUACAGCGGUGUGUUGUUAUAUUACACAACAGCUACACUGUAAACAUUUUCAUUCGCUGCAUUGUGUGGUGUUCUGUUAACCAUUGUAGUUAUAUUUAUGCAGGCAGUGAACCAGACGUUUAUUAUGCCAAAAUCAAAGAAUUUAAAAGCCUUCCUGGCUUCGUCCCUGAAUGAAAUUUUUAAGGCGACUGUGAAUGACAUACUGGACUCAGUGGAGGAGACCUUGUCCGAAUACAACGAAAAAAUACAGAGAAUCGAAGCGGAAAAUGAAAGUCUACGACGAAGUUUGCAGGGACUUGAAGAUGUAAAUAGAGGAGGCAAGAAAGAAGUCGAACUUCCCAAGCAGUCAAGAGGCAAUCUCAAGCAUGAACCAGUCCAACAGCAACCAGGCGACAGCAAGCAAGACCUCAAGGAUCACCACAGGUACCAACAGCAGGAGCCUAGUGGCUCUGUUCCCAUUACAAAACAUGAUGCUGAGAGUAGCCUGCAAGCUCAAGAGGCAACAGCAGGAUCUGUUGCCAUUAAAAAAGCCUCUGAUUGUGUGGCAUCAUUGCUUAAGUCGGAAAACGUGAAACACGACCCUGAUCUGGAACAGAACUGUGCGAUGGACCUUUCCACCACCCAUACCCCACCCAGCAUGGAAGGAAAGAGGAUUAAAUUUGAGAAGGAUGAGCAGGAGUUCUUGGUCCCAGAACAUGAUGCCAACAUGCAGGCCCCACAGAGUCCAGACCUGGAUUCCAGGGACGGCGAUUGUGAUGUCAGCACAACCAUCAUAUCGGACCAUCACUUGAACAUUGGCACUAGUGAGGAAGAAGCAGUGGAAAUGGGAGAGUCUGAGCCUGAUGAAAUGUUGAAUGCGCAGCUCUGUAGUAAAUUUGCAUCAGAUGAUCACUCCCAACUUAAUUUUUCAGACUUUGCACCAGAUAUAGCUGAGGGGAGUGACAUUUGCCCAUCCAUAGAGCACCAACAGCCAGAUCCAGGUCUCUCCAGCACCCUUCUGGCAUCGAUAUCUGCUGUGCAUUCAAAUAUAACAGAGUCUUCCAAAAACAGCCAAGGUUUAUAUCCAUGUAACCUAUGUGAGAAGACUUUCAGCCGGGUGGGAACUCUUAGAGUGCACCUCAGAACUCACAGUGGAGAGAAGGCACACUGCUGCAGCUACUGUGGGAAGCGCUUUGGCCGGGCUGACCUGCUGAAAGCACACAAGCGCACUCACACAGGAGAGAGACCUUUCAGCUGCAAUGUGUGUGGAAAGAGUUAUGGUCAGCCUGGUCAGCUCAGAAUACACAAGCGAAUUCACACUGGAGAGAGACCAUACUGCUGUCCUCACUGUGGGAAAAGAUUCAGUGAGCACAACCAACUAAAGGUGCACCUUCGAACUCAUACAGGAGAAAAACCCUACCACUGCAGUGUGUGUGAAAAGACCUUUGGCAAUGCUGGAAACUUAAGAAUACACCAGAGAAUUCACACUGGAGAGAAACCGUACAGUUGCUCUCAGUGCAACAAGAGAUUUAACGGUUUGGGAGAUCUCAAAACUCACUAUAGAGUUCAUACAGGUGAGAGGCCAUACCACUGCAACCUGUGUGAAAAAACCUUCAGCCAAGCUGGCCAUCUAACCAUACACAUGAGAAUACACACAGGAGAGAAACCAUAUAGUUGUGCAGAUUGCGGAAAGAAUUUCAGUGUAGCAAGCAGCCUUAAGCUGCACCAGCGAACUCAUACAGGGGAAAAACUUUACCGCUGCUCUUACUGUGAGAAGACUUUCAGCAGAGCUGGACAUUUAAAAAGACAUGAACAGGUUCACACAAAAGAGAAGUUGUACUCUUGCACCCAGUGUGAUAAGAGUUACAGUGACCAGUCAACCCUUAAAAAACACCUAAAAACACACACCGGUGAUGAACCCCUUGUGCAGAAUGAGGAGUGUUUCAGUGGAUCUGAUACUGCUGAUAAUGACCUGGAAAUUGAAACAGUACAGAUAUUGUAGUACUAGCACCUAAUAAUCUGUCCUAGAAUCAUGAGUGUUUUGCUAAUCAAUAUCAAAUUGAAUACAUAAUUUUCCGUACAACUUGAUUAAGUGGCCAUUAAGUUCAGAACCUGAAAUAAGAUUUUGUAGGUCAUGCCAACCUAACCAUAACAGGUUCACCAUAGAGGGGUAGUCAACAAAUAAAUGUUAAAAAAAAUGUAAGGGUUCUGGUGUCAUGAACCUAGAAAACUGACCCUAAUAAUUUGAAGCUUGGGAGCCAUUUGUUGAUCUGUGACUCUUCCUUUAUUAUUGUCCUAAUUAUUUAGAUGAUGUGAUUUCAACUUCCCAAUUUGGGAGAGUGAAUGUUAAACUAAAUUAAGCUGCUUGUCCUAUUUAGUUGGGCAUAACCUCAGACAUUCAGGUGUUUAAUGAACAUUUGUCCGUAACAGUGCUUUAAAAGUAGGUCUACUAAAUAAACAUUAAGAAAAUGAUUGGUGUAACUUGUAUGAUGAUUUAAUGUUAAUGUAAUUGUGAAUUAAUAAAUGUUGACAAUAUGGGAAAUUUC